UCGAUAAUGGAUACUCCAAAUGAAUCGGAAAAGUCGGUUCUUUUUUUUGGUGAGGAGUUUGUUUAGAUUCAUAGUCGCGGGUUAAUUGCCGGCUCUACAACGCGUCUACAGGCCGCUCCUUCCCCCCCAAAUUGCUUUCGUCCUCUCCGCCUCUCACGCUGACUCGCUCUCCCCCUAUCUCUUAAUUAGAAAAUGGAAGACGACCUCUUUCCCCUGUUUUCAUUCCAUCUCUCGUCCUCUCUCCAUCAACUCCGCGCGAGGAAUUGAUUUGCAAGGCGACGAAUCUCGAUCUGUCGCGGUCAUCUUCCACCAUCCGUUGCACGUUUACUCCUUUUUCAUCGGGUGCAUUCAUUGAUGUUGAUUGCUGAUUUUUUCUUCAAGGACUUGAGACAAAGGAGUAUUCAUAAGAUAAUAGAGUAAAUGAAGAUUGAAGGUAUCAGAAAAUGUUUGGUGUUUUCCCUUAGAUAUAGUUGGAGAUCCAUUCGUCAGUAUCCGUUGGUAUCAGCCUUUCUGCUUUUUGUGCUGUUUCUAUACAUCUAUUUGCCGUCCAUCUUUUCUUUCAUUGUCUACUCCUCUCCUGUGAUUGCCUGCACCGCUCUUCUUCUUGGAGCUCUUUUAGUUUAUGGGGAACCUGAAGAUGUAAAGAGUGUUGUGGAUCUCUCUGUGAAAGUUGCUGAAACAGAGGAGAGAUCUAGGGACUUUGAUGUUUUGAAGAAGGGUGAGAGAUACAUCUCAGAGGUGAAUGCUAAAAAAAGACAACCGACGAAUGUGACAAAGGAAGAUGAUGGGGAUGGUGAUCGAAAGGAUAGCAUGGACUUGGCUGCUAGCUCUUCAAGCAAAAUUGCUGAAAAGGAAGUACAAACUGAGAAAACAUUGACAAAUGAGGUGGGGGCUCGUGAUCUUGAAUUUAUUGAGAAGGAAUUAUUUUCUAUUGAAAGUUUAGCUUAUCAUGAACAAGGAAUUGCUGAAGGCUUGAAGGUGGAAACUGAACAGCCUUUGGACAAUCAAUUUGAUUCUUCUCUUGGUUCUCCUUGGCUGGACGUUAACAACCAUGACGUUUCUUCUGACUCUGAAUCUGAUGAAUCUGAUGAAUCUGAUGGAGAAGAGAGUUUAUCUCCUGAUACAUCUAUGACAGAUAUUGUUCCCAUUAUUGAUGAGCUUCAUCCUCUUCUAGAGUCUGCAAAUCUACAGCCAGCUCAUAGAUCCAUUGAUACAUCUGAUGCUACAUCAAGGGCUUCUUCUCCUGAGCGUGAAUUUGAUGAUGCUAGUGCAGAGGAGGAAACUGAAAACCAAGCAGAUGAAGAAGAUGAAGAGGCACAAGAGGAGAAGGAUAAUAAUGAAGCUGUUGUGAAAUGGACUGCAGAUGAUCAGAAGAAUCUCUUGGAUCUCGGGAGUUCUGAGCUUGAAAGGAAUCAAAGGUUAGAGAACUUGAUUGCAAAACGAAGAGCAAAGAAGCUGCAAAGAUUUCAAACUGACAAAAACCUUAUUGAUCUAGAUACUGAACCUUUGCCAUUUUUGGAGGAUAUUUCAAGAUUAAAUGUUCAAGUUCCAGCAAUUUCUGCACCAAGAAGUAAUCCUUUUGAUCUGCCCUUUGAUUCUGAGGAAAGUUUGGGACAGCCAAUUCCAGGGUCAGCUCCUUCAGUUUUGCUUCCCAGAAGAAAUCCUUUUGAUCUUCCCUAUUAUCAAAAUGAAGAAAGUAGCAACGUCACUGGUGAAAACCCUAGGCCGUAUGAUGCAUCAUUUUCUCAGAGGGAUACCUUAACCAGGAGAAUUGAUAGGUUAAAUCUUGGAGCAGUUUCAGAUGACGCUAGUCAAGAGAAGAGUAAGCCCAAAUUGAAGCCUUAUUUUGUUCCAGAGAAAAUGAGUGAGCCAAAUUUUGCAUCUUUCGAGAGUCAAUUAUGUGAGGAGAGUGAUUCAGAGGGGAGCUCAGCUUCUGAAUCAGACUCUGCUUCAGCUGUUUUCAAUCAGGAUCAUGAGUUAUCGAAAUAUGAAACACAUCAACAAGUGUCAUAUGUGAACCAAGAUGUCGACUUUGUUGAACAGGAAAUUGAUUCAUCGUUUGAAGUUGGUUCUGCAAAUCUUGAGCAAGAAGACAAUGGAGCAGAUGCAGUGGAAGAAGAAAUUGGAGACUUGGAAUCUAGUUCACCUGUUUCAAGUGCAGCAAACUUAGAAGUGAUUGAUGAGAGGUAUGAUGGAUCAAGUUCUUCCUCUUGUUCUGAAGAUGUUAGAGGUACUGAAACAAGCAUUCAUAUAGAACCGAUUAAUUCAGCACACAUGGUGGGUGACUCCCAGAGAAGUUUUGAUCCCACUCUAUCAGUUGUUAAACCUGAUCUUCCGGGUGACGGAGCUGAGGUAAUUCGCGACGAUAGUCAAGUAGGUGAAGCUGGUCUGUCAGGUAAAGGAGUUGGGGGAGGAGCUGAUGAUAGGCAAAUAGCUGAUCCAGUUUAUGAUUCUAGUCCCAAUGCAAAGUCUUCCUCUCACAUUGCAUCACUAGAAGCUUUAUUUUCUAACAUUAAAGGUAAAGAAGGCUUCAGUACUGGACCUUCAUUGGCAUCUGAUCUGCAAGCAAACUUACAUGAAGUGUUUUCAACUCCAAAGGCCUUUGAGCACGGUACAACUUCAGAGGAAGGGGAUUUCAUGCUUGUCAGAGAAAGUAUACCUCCUGUAUCACAAAACUACAGCGAUCAAUUUGUAAGUGACCAAGAAAUAGUAGUGGAUAAAGUAAAAGGUCUUAAUGAGGUAUCUGAUGAGGCCAAUGCUAAUCUUAGAGAGAUUAAAAGUGUUAGUGAAGUGUCUGAUUCGGGCAUAAACUUGGCUGAAAACUUUCAUGUGGAAGACUUGUCAGAUGGUGAAAAUGGUGAGUUACAACCAAAACUUGACCAGCAAUCAGUCAUGGAACAACCUUUACCACUUGGAUCAGAUGCUGGCUCUUCUGUUCCAUUUGAUGGAAACUUGGAGAUGAAAAAUGAUAAGUUGCACAUUCCUGAACCAUCUGUUAUCGAUACAAAAAGCCCUGCCCAGCAAUCAAGUCAAAAAAUCGCAGCCUCCUGCACAUCAGGGUCAACUUUUGAUAACUCUGAAGCUCUUGGAGACUCCCCAAAGUCAUCAAAUUCCAUAGAUGAGCUUGGACACCCUGAGUAUGAAGCUAAUAAAAAGCAGCCUGAAGCAGAUUAGCUUGCUUGUUUGAAGAAUUGUUUCUAAAGGAAAGGAAAUUUGCGUACAAGUGGAGAAACAAAUAGAGGGAAAGCUGAUGUUUUAUAGUCUAAUGAUAUCAUUAUAUAGGUAUAUCCAGCCCCAUCAGUAUUGAGGCUUUGUUUGGGACAGCUUUCGUACUACUUCUUAAAAUAGCUUUUUAGUAUAAAAAUUUCUAAUUCAAGAACUUUUUUUAACUGGAAAGUUGUUUUAGAAAGCAACAAAAAAAGCUGCCCCAAACAAAGCCUGAGUCUGAAAAUCCCUGUUCAUUCUACAUCCAAGUUCUACAAACCAUUCUGAAUGAUAUAGCAUCUUAUAGUAGCCCUUUGGAGCAAAUGAGAUCACUAUUGCCUGUCUUUGUUUACCUUUUGUUAUUAUAUGACAAAGGGUUGAUAACAUUCUUAUCCUACAUCAUUGAGAUUUAUGUUGCUCAGUUACUUUCCGGAUGGAAUUUGCAUUGAAAAUCUGCAUUUUUUGUGGCAGAAAUUACAGUUUUAAGUGGACAUUGUGUA
Dendrobium catenatum is the source of this 3704-nucleotide messenger RNA. RefSeq lists its product as uncharacterized. The record is from RefSeq and is a predicted model, not a curated record. Bases 421 to 3174 code for a protein of 917 amino acids. Lineage: Eukaryota; Viridiplantae; Streptophyta; Magnoliopsida; Asparagales; Orchidaceae. The transcript is spliced from 5 exons.